This is a messenger RNA of Hirundo rustica (Barn swallow), 2402 nucleotides long. RefSeq names its product ALG9 alpha-1,2-mannosyltransferase (gene ALG9). Gene Ontology annotation, cellular component: endoplasmic reticulum membrane. Bases 441 to 1757 code for a protein of 438 amino acids. The record is from RefSeq and is a predicted model, not a curated record. Gene Ontology annotation, biological process: protein N-linked glycosylation. Gene Ontology annotation, molecular function: alpha-1,2-mannosyltransferase activity. NCBI's taxonomy places the organism in Eukaryota, Metazoa, Chordata, Aves, Passeriformes, Hirundinidae. The transcript is spliced from 15 exons.
GGGACGCGGCGGGGCGGCGCGCAGAGCCCGCGGGCAGCGACGAGCCGCGGAACGGAUCAUCCGGGAGCAAAGCAGGGCACGUCUGGGCCCCUGAAGGAUCAACAGCUUUCAAGUGUCUCAUCUCGGCCAGGUUCUGUGCAGCUCUGCUGAGCAACAUCUCGGAUUGUGACGAGACAUUUAACUACUGGGAGCCGACACACUACCUCAUUUAUGGGAAGGGGUUUCAGACAUGGGAGUACUCUCCAGCCUACGCCAUCCGCUCCUACGCUUACCUCUGGCUCCAUGCCUUGCCAGCCUGGUUCCAUGCCAGGGUUCUGCAAACCAACAAGGUUCUCAUCUUCUAUUUCCUGCGAUGCUUCCUGGCCUUCCUGAGCUGCGUUUGUGAACUCUACUUCUACAAGGCUGUGUGCAAGAAGUUUGGGCUGCACGUGAGCAGGCUGAUGCUGGCCUUCCUAGUGCUGAGCACGGGGAUGUUCUGUGCUUCUGCAGCUUUCCUCCCCAGCAGUUUCUGCAUGUACACCACGGUGGUUGCCAUGACGGGCUGGUACAUGGACAGGACCUCGCUGGCGGUGCUGGGGGUGGCUGCUGGAGCCCUGCUGGGCUGGCCCUUCAGCGCAGCCCUGGGGCUUCCUAUUGCCUUUGACUUGUUGAUCCUGAAGAAGAGGUGGAAAAGUUUCCUGAACUGGUGUGUGGUGUCCUUGAUCCUGUUUCUGGUGCCCUUGGUGGUGGUGGACAGCUAUUACUACGGGAAGCUGGUGGUGGCACCUCUCAACAUCGUUUUGUACAAUGUCUUUACUCCCCACGGCCCUGAUCUCUACGGUACAGAACCCUGGUACUUCUAUUUCAUCAAUGGCUUUCUGAAUUUCAAUGUGGUUUUUGUGCUGGCCCUGCUCGUGCUGCCUCUGACCUGUCUGAUGGAGUGUCUGCUGCAGAAAUUCCGUGUCCAGAAUCUGGGCCGUCCCUACUGGCUGACCCUGGCUCCCAUGUACAUCUGGAUCCUGAUUUUCUUCAGCCAGCCCCACAAAGAGGAGAGAUUUCUCUUCCCCAUCUAUCCCCUCAUCUGUCUCUCUGGUGCUGUGGCCCUCUCUGCCCUUCAGAAAUGUUACCACUUCAUCUUCCAGCGCUACCGCCUGGAACACUACACAGUGUCCUCCAACUGGCUGGCCCUGGGGACUGUCUUCCUCUUUGGCCUCUUGUCACUGUCACGCUCCGUUGCCUUGUUCAAAGGCUACCACGGGCCCCUGGACCUGUACCCGGAAUUCCACAGGAUCGCCACUGACCCCGGCAUCCACACGGUGCCAGAGGGGAGACCAGUCAAUGUCUGUGUGGGGAAGGAGUGGCACAGGUUCCCCAGCAGCUUCCUGCUGCCGGACAACUGGCAGCUCCAGUUCAUCCUGUCGGAAUUCCGGGGCCAGCUGCCCAAACCCUUUGCCAAGGGGCCCAUGGCCACCAGGGUCAUUCCCACGGACAUGAACGACCAGAACAAGGAGGAGCCGUCUCGAUAUAUUGACAUCUCCAAAUGCCACUACCUGGUGGACCUGGACACAGCGGCAGAGACCCCCAGGGAGCCAAGGUACUCCUCCAACAAGGAAGAGUGGGUCACCGUUGCCUACAAGCCAUUCCUUGAUGCUUCCAGGUCCUCGCGGCUGCUGCGGGCGUUCUACGUCCCGCUGCUGUCGGAGCGGCACACGCGCUACGCCAACUACACCAUCCUGAAAUCCCGCAGGAGGCAAGCCAGGAGAAAAAUGGGAGGCUAGGAACACGCCGAGGCCAGCAAAAAAACCCACCCCGAAACACCCAAAAGCAUCUGCUGGCGCUCUUGGACAGCUCCCUGUGUGAAGGAUGGCGCUGGGAGCAUUCCCGGAGGAGCUCUGGCAGGCUCUGCUCUGCCUCAAGCCGCUGGAAAAUCCAGCGGCCACCCAUGGAUGCGUUAUCCCCGCUGCUCCCCGUGUUCUGUCUUACACCAGAGGGGAGAGAAAUGGAAAAUAAAACGGGCGAACAGGCGACCUUCUGCUCCAGGCUGCAAACCUGGGAAGAUCCGGCUCAAAUUCUCUCUGUCUCUGCCCCAUCCACCCCUCCACUGUCCUCACCUGCUCGAGCAGUGCUGUCUUUCACCCAGGGGAUUUUUUUUUCAGGUAACAGAGCUUAGCAAUUUUCCUUUUCUAAGGGGAAAAGGAGGAAAAACACCUGACUGAUGCACUGAAUCUCAAGGAAAGAAACACCGUGCACCGCAGAGGAACGGCCAAAGCUGCUCUGUCCAGGAGACAUUUCCAGGGAUAAACCUGUGCUUUUGGGAGGAAAAACAAACCAAACUGAGACAAUUAUGUGUUUAAUGGGAUCAAAGUGUUUGUGCUAUCUGUGAAGCCAAGUGUUCGUUUGCUAUUUAUAAUGAUUUUUUUCGA